Messenger RNA from Megalops cyprinoides (Indo-Pacific tarpon), 1525 nucleotides. It is a transcript of the gene tent5ba, whose product is annotated as terminal nucleotidyltransferase 5ba. The record is from RefSeq and is a predicted model, not a curated record. Gene Ontology annotation, biological process: mRNA stabilization. Gene Ontology annotation, molecular function: poly(A) RNA polymerase activity; RNA binding. Bases 320 to 1501 code for a protein of 393 amino acids. Lineage: Eukaryota; Metazoa; Chordata; Actinopteri; Elopiformes; Megalopidae. The transcript has 2 exons.
GGUGCUGGGACACGCGUGGACUGGGAAUAGCCAAGCUUGCUCCUGUCAGAUUUUUUGGGGGAGGGACUCCUCUUUUCAAACUUUGCUCGUCAAUCACCUGACAACCUUACUAUUGCGCACCACUUUUGGGAUUAGAAAGAUACCAUUUUCUCACGUUUGUAGGAAAUCAAAGAACGAACCACUCUUACAGUUGUCAAUCAUUUAGCUGUGCAUUUAGCCAGAUUUUAGUUCGUUUGGGUUCUAAGUCGGGGCUGCAAUUCUCGCAUUGCAAGAUCCGUAUCACAGAGGUUUGCUCGCUUUUCUUGGGUGUCACAUCGCCAUGUCCUCCGGUGAUGCGUCGGAGCAGAGUCGGCGGUUCAGUGUGCUGUCUUGGGAGCAGGUGCAGCGCUUGGACUCCAUCCUCGGAGAGACCGUGCCCAUCCACGGCCGCGGAAACUUCCCGACUCUGUCUGUUCAGCCCCGGCAAAUUGUACAGGUGGUGCGAGCCCGGCUGGAGGAGAAAGGGAUUGUGGUCCGGGAUGUGAAGCUGAACGGCUCGGCAGCCAGCCAUGUGCUGCACCAAGACACAGGCCUGGGCUAUAAGGACCUGGACCUGAUCUUCGGCGUCAGCCUCACCGACGACAAGGCCUUCCGGCUGGUGAAGGACGUGGUGCUGGACUGCCUACUGGACUUUCUGCCGGCCGGCGUCAACAAGGACCGCAUCACGCCACUGACGCUGAAGGAGGCCUACGUGCAGAAGCUGGUGAAGGUGUGCAACGACACGGACCGCUGGAGCCUCAUCUCGCUCUCCAACAACACGGGCAAGAACGUGGAGCUCAAGUUCGUGGACUCGCUGCGGCGGCAGUUCGAGUUCAGCGUGGACUCCUUCCAGAUCGGCCUGGACUCGCUCCUGCUCUUCGACAGGUGCUCGGAGACGGCCAUGUCAGAGAGCUUCCACCCGACCGUGCUGGGCGAGAGCGUGUACGGGGACUUCCAGGAGGCCCUGGAGCACCUGCGGCAGCGGACCAUCGCCACGCGCAGCCCCGAGGAGAUCCGGGGCGGCGGGCUGCUGAAAUACUGCCACCUGCUGGUGCGGGGGUUCCGGCCGGCCUCGGAGGCGGAGAUGAAGUCCCUGCAGCGCUAUAUGUGCUCCCGCUUCUUCAUCGACUUCCCCGACAUCGGCGAGCAGCAGCGCAAGCUAGAGGCCUACCUGCAGAACCACUUCGCCGGCAUGGAGCACAAGCGCUACGACUGCCUGGUCACGCUGCACCGCGUGGUGAACGAGAGCACCGUCUGCCUGAUGGGCCACGAGCGGCGGCAGACGCUGGGCCUGAUCUCCGCCCUGGCCCUGCGCGUGCUGGCCGAGCAGAACGUUAUCCCCACCGUCACCAACGUCACCUGCUACUACCAGCCCGCCCCUUACGUGCAGGACAUCAACUUUAACAACUACUACAUUGCACACGUGCAGCCCCUGGCGGCCACCUGCAGAAACUCAUAUCAGACCUGGCUGCCUUGCAACUGAGGCCAUCAAUGGAGACUUUUUCGG